This is a messenger RNA of Lycium ferocissimum, 751 nucleotides long. RefSeq names its product desiccation protectant protein Lea14 homolog. Gene Ontology annotation, cellular component: cytosol. The coding region runs from base 106 to 603 and encodes 165 amino acids. The transcript has 2 exons. Gene Ontology annotation, biological process: response to desiccation. Lineage: Eukaryota; Viridiplantae; Streptophyta; Magnoliopsida; Solanales; Solanaceae. The record is from RefSeq and is a predicted model, not a curated record.
UCUAAUCUAAUAAUUUAUAUAUAUUCCAAGGAGGCGUAGAGUUGCAUAUUCAUUCAGCACUAUAGAUUUUCAAUUGACUUUUAGAAGGAAAGAAAAAAGAAGAGAAUGGCAGAUUUGAUAGACAAAGCGAAGAACUUCGUGUCGGAGAAGGUGAUGAACGUGGAGAAACCAGAGGCUAGCAUCACAGACGUUGAUCUGAAGAAAGUGAGUAUGGACAGUAUUUCGUAUCAUGCUAACGUGUCAGUGAAGAACCCUUACUCUGUUCCAGUACCAAUAAUGCAGAUUUCUUACACCCUCAAAUGUGCCAACAGGGAAAUAGUUUCGGGAACAAUUCCAGACCCAGGGAAUAUAAAGGCAAAUGACACAACCAUGUUAGAUGUGCCAGUGAAGGUUCCUCACAGUGUGCUAUUGAGCUUGGCUAAAGAUAUUGGUGCAGAUUGGGACAUUGACUAUACACUCGAAUUGGGUCUCACCAUUGACCUUCCAGUCAUUGGAAACUUCACCAUUCCACUCUCUCAUAAUGGCGUGAUCAAGCUUCCAUCAAUCUCCGACUUAUGGAAGGGUGGCAAAGAAGAAGAGAAAGAAGAGAGAAAAGAGAUUUAAAUAGAUGUGAAAAAGCAUAACUAUCUAUAAUAAUACUGUAGUUUCAUGUGUCCUUUUCACUUCAAAUGUUCUACAUAAAGUUUGUACGUAUUUUUUUCAUAAUCCAAAGCAUUGGAUCUUUUUAAAUUGCAAAACUAUUUUUCUUUUU